AUGAAUAGCUCCAGACACCAGCCUCUGUUCUUUGUCAGUCUGCCUGAGCUGCAAAAACUCUGUGCUGCUACAGUAACACUGAGUUCUCAGAUACCAGAAUCUGAGGCAAGGAGUACACAGAUAAAGACUUGCAGACAAUUAUUGUUCCUGUAUCAAGAGAUCCUUUCUGCACCUGUUAUGGGGACACUGAGUCAAAUUUCAGUUGUGAUGGCGAUACCAUUUUACGAAUCAGGAAUAUGUCAAGCCUAUGUAGAGAGACACGGAGCUACUCUGGAAGCACCACAAACAGUUACUCCAGCCCUUCUCCAGACCUGUCUCUCCUACACACUUUCAGCCAGACUUGCGCCCAGAUGGAACAAGGCUGGUCAUCUCUUGGUGCAAGGGAAAGACUUUUUGUCUCAUUCAGGAAGACAAAAUGCUGUUGGUAAGUACAAUAUUCUGUUAAUGGUAAAACCUCUUUGCAUCAGUGUGGAGCCUUGCUCAAUUCGGCUGCCACCCCCCAAGCUGGGAGAUUUUGAUAUUUCAGCAAACACCAUAAAGCUGUUUGACAGCAAUGAAAAUACAGUUAUUCAGCAACAUUCCAUAUUAAGUAACUGGUGCUAUGUUUUGCCAAGCAUGAAAAUGGGUCAAAUCAUAAACAUCAGCCAUAUAAUUCCUCCAGAAUCUCCUUUCCAUUCAUAUAAGGAUUUUCAGAUGCACUGGAAGAGUCUGUAUGGAUAUAUUCUUCCUGAGGAUCUUGAAGAGACAAAAAUAUACUUGAGUGUUUACUUCAAACCAAUAGGGGAAAGGUUCUUCACAUACCCUUUAAGUUGUAUCCGAAGUCAGCCAGUGCAGUAUUUCCCCAGAACAGAUGCAGAAAGUGUAGUGAACUCUUUUCUUGCUGACAUGAAGAGCAAUUUUUCACAGCUGUGUGGAUUUCCAGUAAAGAUGACAAGUAAAGCACUCUAUGCUAUAAAGGAGCUCUCCAAGGCUUCAGUGCAUGACAUAAAACCUAAGCAUACGAAAUUGGACGGUGAGAUGGUUUGUGUAGUAUCUCUAACGCAGGCUCCUCCAAGAAAACCGACUUUGCCUGGAAUUCCUUCACCCUGCAGUACGGAAAACAGCCACUGGAUGGAGCGUUUGAUCAAAGAGCCAGGAGCACUGAGUUUCUCGAGUAGCAGUAAGAGUACAGGAGGGGUUAGCUUUGAAGUAACAGAGACAUCAGUUAGCAAUAAGCAAAUUCCAGGCCUACCAGAGUUACCAACUGCAAAAUCUUUAGGAACACCUGUAAACGCAGCCUUUGAAUCCACACCCUCAAAAGUCAGCAAAAUUAUACCAAUUUUCAAAGGAAAGUUGAUGCAAAUGAAUGGACAGAUCACAAAUCAAACAGAUAGGAAGAAAAGGGAAAAUGCUGAAAGACAUUCACCAAGAAAAAAUGUGGGUGUUUCAUCCUCUAUGCUAUCUGUGCACAAAUCCAGCAUAACUCAGGUUUUCAAACACAUUCAAAAUAUGCCAGUCAAAACUCCCACUGACAGCAGCAUGCUUCAGGUAAAGAAUACGAAGACACACACAAAACAAGGUACACCCAUAUUCCGGUGGAAAACCCAGUCUAGUGAACAAAUUGCUAACUCUGAUUUUUCUGAAAACUCGGCCUCAGGUGGGAAUCCAAGUGAAGUCAAUCACAAAAAGGCAAAUACUCCGUUCUUUCUUAAGAAUGUUGGGCCAGUGCUUCAGAAAUCAAACACCAGUCCAUGUCUGAGCACACAUGAAUCUCCUACUUCCAGUGCAAGAAGGGGGAAAAAGUUUGCAAGUCAAAAUACUACUCAAUUUCUUGAGAAACACCACCAGUCAAAGGAAGUGCAUUUGCAGAUUUGUAAAUUAGACAAUGAAAUGACAAAUUCCAGUUUGUCACUGCAACAAAGAAAGAGAUCAAAUAAGGGAGCUGUGUUAAAUAUUCAUGAAUCUGUCUUCAAAGUUACAGUGUGCGUGGCCAAAAAUGAAGGAAACAAAGCCGCUUGCCACUCUAAGGACUGUACUGCUGAGACAACCAGUCAUCAUUCCAAACCUAACUUUGAACAGACGACUGCAGGGAACAAGAAUCUGACAUGUGAAACACUGACCUCAAAAACAACUUUGCCAGUCAAGGAGAGCAACAUGGAAGCAUCUAUAAAGAAAGGUUGUGGCAGAAAAAGACAGAAAGAAGAAGGCUAUUCAAAGUUAAAGAGAGCCAAAGGAAGUAAAACUACUUAA
This is a messenger RNA of Sturnus vulgaris (Common starling), 2229 nucleotides long. The record is from RefSeq and is a predicted model, not a curated record. Lineage: Eukaryota; Metazoa; Chordata; Aves; Passeriformes; Sturnidae.